AUGGAGGUUGCGCCUAUUGAUAAAAAGGACAAUUUAGUCCAGGAUAAAAAUCGCACCAGGUAUAAACGAAGGCGACAAUGGGACGAUAGAAAAGAAAACGGAGAGAGUCAGGAGAAAAAACCAUGCGAUAAACCGUUCGAGAGAAUUAAAAGAAAGAAAAUGGCGAUGCUACUCGGUUAUUGCGGAGUGAAUUACUAUGGUAUGCAAAGGAACCCUGGAGUUCCGACUAUUGAAGAGGAUCUCUUAAAAGCUUUGUAUGAAGCAAAAUAUAUAACGGAAGACGAUUUUAAUAAUCAGCAGAAUGCUCAGUUCCAAAGAAGUUCUAGGACAGACAAGGGGGUGUCAGCGGCUAGGCAGGUGGUGUCACUUAAACUACCUCUAGAAGUAAGUGUAGAUGAAAUAAACAGUAGAUUACCAGAUUGUAUCAAAGUUUUUGGUAUAAAAAGGGCAACAAAUAAAUUUAACUCAAAAUCUAAGUGUAACGCUAGAACAUACAGUUACACGCUUCCUACUUAUGUGUUUGAAUCAAAUGUUGUAUCGGAAGAUGAGAGGAAAGCAUACAGAAUCACAUCUGAAAAGAUAGCUCAAGUCAAUGAAGUGCUCAGUUACUAUAAAGGGACGAAAAGUUAUCAUAAUUUCACUGAGAAAAAACAUUUCCAAGAUCCAUCAUCUCUACGGUUCAUGAUGAGUUUUGUAUUGGAGAGAGUGUUUGUGGAAUCAGAAAUGGAAUUUGCAGAAUUGCUAGUGAAAGGACAAAGUUUCAUGUUGCAUCAAAUAAGAAAGAUGAUUGGAUUGAUGAUCGCUGUAGUUAGAGGACAUACAGACAUUUCUACAUUGGAGAAGUCUUUUAGCAAAGAUAAAGUCAUGAUACCAACAGCGCCUGGCCUGGGAUUGGUUCUUGAUAAGGUACAUUACGAGAGAUAUGACGCCAAAUUCAAAGACAGCCACGAAAGUUUGACCUGGGACGAAGAGGAAGAUGCAGUAGAGAAAUUCAAACGAGAAAAAAUAUUUCCUAAUAUUGUUAAAGGUGAAUUGGAAUCAAAUUCAAUGGGAAUAUGGCUUGAGAAGAUGCAGAAUCAUUCUUAUGAACCAUCUGAUGAUGCAAAUGAUGAAAAAGUUAAAGGUGAUGAUGAUGAUGAAAUAAAAGGUGAUGAUGAUGAUGAAGUAAAAGACGAUGAUGAUGAUGAUGAAGUAAAAGGUGAUGAUGAUGAUGAAGUAAAAGAUGAUGAUGAUGAUGAAGUAAAAGAUAAUCACAAUGAAGUACAAGAGCUUGGGAAUAAAGUAAAAGAUGUUAGUGAUGUUGAAGUAAAUGAUAAAGGUGAUGCUAGUGAUAUAGAAGCUAAGAAGGUGAAUGUGUAA
This is a messenger RNA of Danaus chrysippus (African queen), 1359 nucleotides long. The record is from the annotation of a GenBank genome assembly. Lineage: Eukaryota; Metazoa; Arthropoda; Insecta; Lepidoptera; Nymphalidae.